UGCAGGCGCUGGGGACCGCAGAGUCAUUUUUGUUGCCCAGCGGUGCCGUCGCGUGCAGCUUUGGGCCCAGGAGCAGAACCCAACCGCGUAUCCCCAGCGCGCACUUCGUCCACCCGGCUGCCAGAGCGGACACAUCGGUCCGGCCUCGGUUUCCCCCUUCUGAACAAAAGCGCGCACAGUGUGCUCCCCGCACCAAGCCGGGACUAUGGCCCCCUGGACGGUUCUAUCUCCUCCUUUCCCCGCUUCCCGGACCCUCCUCUGGGGACAGACGGACCGCGCGCGUCCUUGCAGCGGCGGCGGGUCGGGUGGGUGGGGUUUGCUGCACUGCCGCUGCGGCGGCGGCGGCGCCAGUGGGUCCUCCGGUGACUCUGGGGCGGGGCUGUGGGGAGGGCACGGACUGACAGACGGACUCCGGCGGAAUGGGGGGUGUGGCUGCUCCGCCAGGGUCCCCAGGGUGGGAGAGCGGCUCCGCGGCCACCGAUGCCCGGACCCCCUCUGUCUUCUGCUAGACAUGCUCUUCCUCUCGUUUCAUGCAGGCUCUUGGGAAAGCUGGUGCUGCUGCUGCCUGAUUCCCGCCGACAGACCUUGGGACCGGGGCCAACACUGGCAGCUGGAGAUGGCGGACACGAGAUCCGUGCACGAGACUAGGUUUGAGGCGGCCGUGAAGGUGAUCCAGAGUUUGCCGAAGAAUGGUUCAUUCCAGCCAACAAAUGAAAUGAUGCUUAAAUUUUAUAGCUUCUAUAAGCAGGCAACUGAAGGACCCUGUAAACUUUCAAGGCCUGGAUUUUGGGAUCCUAUUGGAAGAUAUAAAUGGGAUGCUUGGAGUUCACUGGGUGAUAUGACCAAAGAGGAAGCCAUGAUUGCAUAUGUUGAAGAAAUGAAAAAGAUUAUUGAAACUAUGCCAGUGACUGAGAAAGUUGAAGAAUUGCUGCGUGUCAUAGGUCCAUUUUAUGAAAUUGUCGAGGACAAAAAGAGUGGCAGGAGUUCUGAUAUAACCUCAGAUCUUGGUAAUGUUCUCACUUCUACUCCAAACGCCAAAACCGUUAAUGGUAAAGCUGAAAGCAGUGACAGUGGAGCCGAGUCUGAGGAAGAAGAGGCCCAAGAAGAAGUGAAAGGAGCAGAACAAAGUGAUAAUGAUAAGAAAAUGAUGAAGAAGUCAGCAGACCAUAAGAAUUUGGAAGUCAUUGUCACUAAUGGCUAUGAUAAAGAUGGCUUUGUUCAGGAUAUACAGAAUGACAUUCAUGCCAGUUCUUCCCUGAAUGGCAGAAGCACUGAAGAAGUAAAGCCUAUUGAUGAAAACUUGGGGCAAACUGGAAAAUCUGCUGUUUGCAUUCACCAAGAUAUAAAUGAUGAUCAUGUUGAAGAUGUUACAGGAAUUCAGCAUUUGACAAGCGAUUCAGACAGUGAAGUUUACUGUGAUUCUAUGGAACAAUUUGGACAAGAAGAGUCUUUAGACAGCUUUACGUCCAACAAUGGACCAUUUCAGUAUUACUUGGGUGGUCAUUCCAGUCAACCCACGGAAAAUUCUGGAUUUCGUGAAGAUGUUCAAGUACCUCCUGGAAAUGGCAACAUUGGGAAUAUGCAGUUGGUUGCAGUUGAAGGAAAAGGUGAAGUCAAGCAUGGAGGAGAAGAUGGCAGGAAUAACAGCGGAGCGCCACACCGGGAGAAGCGAGGCGGAGAAACUGACGAAUUCUCUAAUGUUAGAAGAGGAAGAGGACAUAGGAUGCAACACUUGAGUGAAGGAACCAAGGGCCGGCAGGUGGGAAGUGGAGGUGAUGGGGAGCGCUGGGGCUCCGACAGAGGGUCCCGAGGCAGCCUCAAUGAGCAGAUCGCCCUCGUGCUGAUGAGACUGCAGGAGGACAUGCAGAAUGUCCUUCAGAGACUGCAGAAACUGGAAACGCUGACUGCUUUGCAGGCAAAAUCGUCAACAUCAACAUUGCAGACUACUCCUCAGCCCACCUCACAGAGACCAUCUUGGUGGCCCUUCGAGAUGUCUCCUGGUGUGCUAACGUUUGCCAUCAUAUGGCCUUUUAUUGCACAGUGGUUGGUGUAUUUAUACUAUCAAAGAAGGAGAAGAAAACUGAACUGAGGAAAAUGGUGUUUUCCUCAAGAAGACUACUGGAACUGGAUGACCUCAGAAUGAACUGGAUUGUGGUGUUCACAAGAAAAUCUUAGUUUGUGAUGAUUACAUUGCUUUUUGUUGUCCAGUAGUUUAGUUUGUGUACAUAUAUACACAUAUAUAUUUUGCACUACACAAACGAUAACAUUUUAAGGACUAAUAUUGCUGAUACUUGAAUAAUCAAUCUCUACUAGGUUAUAAGUAGUAUACACAGAUUUACCCUGCCCUUGAACUUGAAGGACAUUAAAUUAUUAAUGAUCAUUUGGUAACAUGUUUACCUGAUUAUCUUCCAUAGAGUAACAUAAGCUGCUUUUCAAAGGUACCAUUGUGAUAAUGAGAUCAAAUUUAUAAGUUAUUAUUUUUAAUUUUCUAAAUUAAAUAAAAGAAAGAAUGCAAACCAGGAGUGAUUUUCAAAUGAGAUGUAAUCGACUUUAUAUCUUAGUCACAGAGUUGCCAUGGCACGUAGUAGAAAACCACAGGAAGAAUGGUCAUAUUCACUUUGUGGGCUGCCCAUAAUCUUUCUUGGGCAUUCACAACUCUUGAGUUUGGUGUUCAGGCAUCAUUAUUAAAAAGUGGAGUCCUAUGUACCAGACUGAGUUUUUACAAAUGAUUUGCAGACUAGACAUAACCCACUGAUGGAAAUGGUGAAUGAGCUUCAUAUAGGUUUAAAAGUGUAUUCUGAGCCUGUAGAUGAUUAAUAAGGUUUUUAUUCGAUCAUAUAAUGUAUUCCUUUGUAAUCAUUUUUGUUUAACUGAGGAUAUCUAGUGUCUGCUUCAUAGGGUGCUUUGAAAUAUAAAAUGAAAACUUAUUUAUACUGUUUUUACAACAGUCAAAAAGGAAACACACGAAAAUCACUUUUCUGCAACUGAUGAACUAUACAGACUGGACUCUUAACCUCUUAGUGCCUCAGUUUUUCCUUCGGGGUAUACUAUUUUAGAUACACCUACUUCACAGGAGUACUGGAGGGAUUUGCAAGCUAACAGGCCAAAUGCUUCCAUAGGAAUAAGGCAUGCCCAGCUAACAGAAAUUUAAGUCCCUCUUCCCCACCUCUCUCAUCUAGACCAAAAAGAAGACUAUAAUUUAGAUCCUUGGAGACUUUUCCUAUAUGCCUUCCAAAACUUCCUCACUUAGAUGUACCUUGUGCUUUGAAGAUUUAUUUGAUGCAGUCUUUGUAACAAAUAAUUUUUUUUUUAAACGGAGUUUCUCUCUUGUUGCCCAGGCUGGAGGGCAAUGGUGUGAUCUUGGCUCACUGCGACUUCCACCUCCUGGGUUCAAGUGAUUCUCCUGCCUCACUCUCCCAAGUAGCUGGGAUUACAGGCAUGCACCACCAUGCCUGGCUAAUUUUGUAUUUUUAGUAGAGAUGGUGUUUCUCCAUGUUGGUAAGGCUGAUCUCAAACUCCCAACCUCAGGUGAUCUGCCCGCCUCGGCCUCCCAAAGUGCUGGGAUUAGAGGCGUGAGCCACUGCACCUGGCCUGUAGCAAAUAAUUUUUAAGCAUUCUCAAGAUGUAUGAUAUUGGGUUUAGCAUCAUAUGUUCAGAGUGUUUUAAAUAAGAAAUAAUCUGUCUUUAGUAUACAGGAUGGUUCUUUGUUUGCCUGAAAAGUAUAAGAAUACAAUUUACUUUUCCCAAACUUUUUCCUUAUUUUUUUCUUUCAAAUAACUUUAAUUAUUUAAUCCCAUACUGAUUAAAAUAUGUCUGUCUAAAGGGAUCUACUACUAUUUGCUUUUAAAAAAGUGUUCCCUAUUUAUUUAGGAAAAAGUGAAGCAAGCAACUGAAUUUAUAUGUAAAAAUAACAUUUAGACCUGUGGAUCAAAGAUUAUUUUCAAAAAUGAGAUAUCAAUUUGGUAUCAGUAAAAAGUGUCUUUUCUUUUAGUAUAUAAAUAAAUAAAAUGCAAAUUAAGAGUGUAAGCAGUUGUGAAUCAUUACAAGCAGUCUGGGAUAACUAACUCCUAGGGAUAACCAUUUCUAUCCUGUUCCAAAGUCUUAUUUUAUAGUUUGAAAAGCACUUUGCACACAGUUCUUGUAUAUAAAAGUAAAGAUGUAAUUAUAGGAUAUAGUGUUCCUGCUUUGUUUAAUAAGAACCUCAUUUAAACUUGACAGCUAUGGUAUUUUUUUAAUGAUAACUUCUUUUCUGUUUAUUGUAAAACUAAGCUAAAAAUAAAAGGUUAAUGAGAAAUGA
Molecule: messenger RNA, 4297 nt
Organism: Gorilla gorilla gorilla (western lowland gorilla)
Lineage: Eukaryota; Metazoa; Chordata; Mammalia; Primates; Hominidae
Gene: ACBD5
Product: acyl-CoA binding domain containing 5
Exons: 13
Coding region: 206-2089 (627 amino acids)
Biological process (GO): pexophagy; fatty acid metabolic process
Cellular component (GO): peroxisome; cytoplasm
Molecular function (GO): fatty-acyl-CoA binding
Source: RefSeq, a predicted model, not a curated record